AUUCAUCAUCUUCUGUCACGUUUGUUUCCUGCACACCGCUCUGAUCCGCUGCAGUGGAUCCUCCACAGCUACAGCCGACUGGAUGACAUGACACCAGCAUGUUUCCAUGAGAUAAAACAGGAAGCAAGGCUAAAAACUGACCAUGAGCAGGAUGUGAGUGACACAGCUCCGCAUCCAAAACAGCAACUGGGAAAUGUAGAGGACGGAACAUUUCUGUUUGAUGCUGUGGUGCCGUCAAAAAGAAAUUCAGUCCUGUCCUUAAAAGUGAUCCGGAUUUCAGUCCCGGAGGAUCACCACGUCUGUCUGCAGUGUGGCGGGUCCGACAGCUCUGACGUGGUCUGGACUCAUCGGGACAGGGUGGUGGUGACUCGACGUGGCAGUUACGAGGCCAAAGACGACCGCCAACGCUACAUCCUGGAGCCCGACGGCAGCCUCUGCCUCAAGCGGCUCGACGAAUCUGACAGCGGGAAGUUCCGCUGUAACCAGCGGCUGGUGGCCGAGCUGCAGGUGCUAACAGGCCUUGAUUUCGCUGUGUCUGCAGGCCGGACGCUGCUGCUCCCCUGCAACGGCUCCUUCAGAAUUCAGAAGAAGUGGUCCCACCGGAGGGAAGGAGCGCGGUGGGUGACCAUCCUCACCCGGUUCAAAAACGGCACGGUGCGAGCAGAGAGGUCGCGGCUCAGCCUCGGGAACGACGCCCUGCAGAUCGAGGACCUGCAGCCGGAGGACGCGGGAGGGUAUAAGUGCAACGGGGUGCUGAUGGCCAGACUCACCGUCCUGACAGUGCAGCCGGAGUCGACCAGCAUCGAGCACACCACCGGUACGAUCACAACAACUGCUGUCACAGAUGUGGUUGAAACAAAGACGGAGGAGGAGAAGAAGAGACCUGAGAAUGCGCUGCUGAUGGUUGCUGUCGUGGGGUUGGCGGUAAUGAUUGUCCUCAUGGUCGCCCUCUGUGUUUUACUGACCGGCAUGAAGUGCAGGAGGAAGAAGAAACGCAGAUGUGCAGCCCAGAGACAUGAAGACACGGAGCUGCAGCCAUGGAAUACGUCCAACACGCAAACCGAGCGGGAGGUCCCCGAGAGUCCGUCCCUGCCGGAGGAGACUAUCCAUUACGCUUCUCUGGGCCGACAGAACUGGAGGGAGAGACCCAGCAGGCCUCCACCGGACCAGAACCACCACGACGUCAUCUACUCUUCGGUCAUCACCAGACCGGCCGCCCAACAGAAACGCUUUCUGCUGCAUCCCGUCGCAGCCAUCUGACAGUCAGGAGUGCAACGAAAUGUUAAAUAUGAAACCAUGAGAGGCUGUUUUUCAUCUUAACCUACAUGUUAAUGCACUUUCCUACAGUACUGUAUGUAUUCCAAUGUGAUUAAAACACUGAUUUAUGUACCGUGUAUACCUAUUUUAACUUAACUCAAUUGCCCCUUUAAGUGAAAUUUCCCUCGCACAGCUAUUAAAAAUACAUCAGUACAUGAA
Messenger RNA from Perca flavescens (yellow perch), 1476 nucleotides. RefSeq lists its product as uncharacterized. Lineage: Eukaryota; Metazoa; Chordata; Actinopteri; Perciformes; Percidae. The record is from RefSeq and is a predicted model, not a curated record. The transcript is spliced from 9 exons. Bases 88 to 1260 code for a protein of 390 amino acids.